AUGGAGAUCACUGUAAAGAUACUGCAGGGCGAGGAGUGCCAGGUCGAGGUCUCACAGGAUACAACGAUAUCCAUGCUGAAGACGCUGGUGGAGUCGAAGCUCCGGGUGCCCAAGCAGACGCAGAAGCUGGUAUACCGUGGCAAGACGCUACAGGACGACGAGACUGUGACGUCGUCGCGCCUCACGCCCGGCGCCAAGGUGUUCCUGGUGACGAUGAAGACGACGGCUUCGGCACCUCCGACCGACCCGUGGGCGCCGCUCCAGAGCCUGGCCGAGCGUCACCUGGGCAAGGAGGACGCACCCCGGCUGCUCGCCGAGUUCAAGAAGAAGUUCGAGCUCCGACUUAGCGCCAUGAGCAUGGACGAUAUCCAGCGCUUCUGCGCCUCGGACAUGAAGGAGUUUUGA
Molecule: messenger RNA, 405 nt
Organism: Pollicipes pollicipes
Lineage: Eukaryota; Metazoa; Arthropoda; Thecostraca; Pollicipedomorpha; Pollicipedidae
Product: ubiquitin-like protein 4A
Exons: 1
Coding region: 1-405 (134 amino acids)
Biological process (GO): tail-anchored membrane protein insertion into ER membrane; post-translational protein targeting to endoplasmic reticulum membrane
Cellular component (GO): BAT3 complex
Molecular function (GO): protein-folding chaperone binding
Source: RefSeq, a predicted model, not a curated record